Rhagoletis pomonella (apple maggot) is the source of this 1634-nucleotide messenger RNA. Its product is annotated as organic cation/carnitine transporter 7-like. The record is from RefSeq and is a predicted model, not a curated record. Lineage: Eukaryota; Metazoa; Arthropoda; Insecta; Diptera; Tephritidae. Gene Ontology annotation, molecular function: transmembrane transporter activity. Bases 4 to 1584 code for a protein of 526 amino acids. Gene Ontology annotation, biological process: transmembrane transport. The transcript has 6 exons.
AAAAUGUUUGUUUUAUUAUUUAAAAAAAAAAAAACAAUUUCAAUACUUACCUUGGACUUCCCUCAUGUAGGUUUUGGAAAAUUCAAUAUUUGCAUUAUAAUAUUUUCCGGCCUAGUACUUAAAAAUGUUGUGCUCGAAUCGGUCGGCGUUAGUUUUGCACUGCCAGUGUUAGAAUGCGAUUUGAAUUUGUCACACCAGGAGCAGGGCGUAUUGGGCGCUGUGUCCUUUGCCGGCGUCAUUGCGAGUUCACAUUUUUGGGGAUUUCUAGCCGAUACAACGGGACGCAAGCGGAUAAUGCAACCGGCUCUUCUACUGGGAUAUAUUGUGACAAUAUGCUCUAGUCUGUCGCCGAAUUUUAUUUCAUUCGCUAUCCUGCGAUUUGUAGGUGGAAUAUUACUUUCGGCUGGCUCUGCAACGAUUUUUGCUUACCUUGGCGAGUUUCAUUGCCAAAAAUAUCGUAAUCGUGCCAUACUGUGCGGUGCUUUAAUAAGUGCGACUGCCGCUAUAUUCUUUCCCAUCAUCGCUUGGAUUUUCAUCAAUCAAGAAUGGGAAUUCUUUGUGCCGUUGAUUAAUAUAACUUUCAAGCCAUGGCGUUCUUAUUUUCUCGCUUGCGGUGUACCUGGUUUUCUAUGUGGUUUAGCAAUGUUUUUCCUGCCGGAGAGUCCAAAAUAUUUGCUCUCUGCGGGACAUCCUGAUGAAGCUAUUAAGGUGCUUGAACGUAUGUACCGGAUAAAUACCAAAAAUAAGGAGAUUGUGUCCCCAUUCGAGGAUAUCACCCUGCUACCAGAUGCCGAUACACCGAUAGCCAAAGACAAGGGCACCGAAAAGGGAAAUAUCCUAGUUUCCAUAAUGAAAUCCAUGUGGAAACAAACCGCACCACUCUUUAUGAGUGAACACAUCCGGAAAACAUUAUUAUCUAGUCUCAUAUUGUACAUAAUAUUCUUUAGUGCCCAUGGCGUAUAUAUGUGGUUCCCGUACAUCCUUAACCUUACAAUGCAAUACACAGAGAAAACUUCGGAGCCUGAAUUACUUUGUAACAUUAUCAAAAUUGCAAAAUCUGGUAAUCUUACAGUCGCAAAUGACAAUGAUGAUAGUUGCGUUACGCACUUGGAACUUUCGACAUAUAAACACACUUUAUUUCUGGAAUUUAUUUAUGUAUCGCUACUGUUACUGGUAAUGUAUGCCAUCAGCAAAUUUGGUCGCAAACCAAUACUUUUUACGAUUCUGUUUGUGUGUGGAGCUUGUGGCGUUGUGGCUUUCUCUAUCAAAAUGCCUCUUCUGGCUAUAUACCUCUUUGUGGUUAACCUCUGCUGUGGCCUGGGCACUACAGUGGUCAAUGCAAUUGUAGUGGAAAUAUUUCCAACGAAUUUAAGGGCUAUGGCCGUUUGCAUUUCUCUCAUGAUUGGCCGUAUCGGUAGCGUUACGGGAUCCAACAUUUUAGGCGCACUCAUCGAGACACAUUGUGAAUUUGCUCUAUUCAGUCCAUCAGUGGCGCUAAUUAUUGCGGGAUUUUUGGGUUUGUUUCUGCCGAAAGCAAGCAACGUGUCACAAAAAGCAAACAAGGAUAUGGAAAAUACUCCUUAACCUAUAACAUAUUAGGUUAAUAAUGAUAGAUGUAUAUACAUACUACUCAA